AUGGCGGCCUCAGGCGGAUGGGCCUCGCCACCUCCAUCCUCACGUGGCAGGAACAAGCCAGGGAGGAGGCAGCCCCAGCACCCGCUUUUGCCUCAGCACCGCCUCACAAAAACGGCUCGGCUGGCCCUUCUCCUUUGUCCUGCUGGUUAUUAA
This is a messenger RNA of Podarcis lilfordi (Lilford's wall lizard), 153 nucleotides long. Lineage: Eukaryota; Metazoa; Chordata; Lepidosauria; Squamata; Lacertidae. The record is from the annotation of a GenBank genome assembly.